GUAAUGUUCAACACUCAUUCGAUCACCAGCAAAUCAAAGAACUUGCCAUGGCUCCUCUACGAUCUUUCCUAGUCUGCCUUACAGUUUUAGCUGCCUUUGUUAUAACACCAUCGUCAGCGCAACUAAAUGCUGGCUUCUACGACGAAGUCUGCCCUGAGGCACUUCCAGAAAUUAGAAGAAUUGUCUGUCAAGCUGUCGAUGAUGAACCGCGUAUGGGAGCUUCUCUACUGCGUCUGCACUUCCACGAUUGCUUUGUAAACGGUUGCGAUGGAUCAGUUCUGCUAGAUGACACUUCGAGCUUCACUGGUGAGAAGACAGCCGCACCAAAUGCUGGGUCCAUCAGAGGAUUCCAAGUGAUCGACGAAAUCAAAGCAGCUGUCGACAAAGUUUGCAAGCGUAGUGUUGUCUCCUGCGCUGAUAUAUUAGCCGUUGCAGCUCGUGAUUCUGUAAACCUUCUAGGAGGUCCUUCGUACAAAGUACAACUGGGCAGAAGAGAUGCACGAACAGCAAGCGUAAAUGAUGCGAAUAGAGGCCUGCCUCCCCCAUUUUUCAGCUUCUCACAGCUUCUAUCUAGCUUUCAAUCUAAGGGUCUUGACCUCAAAGACUUAGUACUCCUCUCAGCUGCUCACACCAUUGGACAAGCUCGCUGCACUACCUUCAGAGACAGGAUUUACAAUGAUACCAACAUAAACGCCAAGUUUGCAGCUUCUGCCAGACGAAAAUGCCCAUCAAAUGGUGGAGACAACAAGUUAAAGCCACUUGAUGCAACCCCAAGGAAAUUCGAUACAACGUAUUUAAAUUCCUUGUUGAAAUUUAAAGGCCUCCUACACUCUGAUCAGGAAUUGUUCAAGGGCGACGGAAGUGACAGUGAUAAGUUGGUGCAAUACUAUAGCGCGAACCUGUACGAAUUUUUUAAUGACUUUUCCGUUUCAAUGAUCAAGAUGGGUAAUAUAGCGCCUCUUACUGGAAAUGCUGGUGAAGUGAGACGCAACUGCAGGAAGAUCAACUGAUAACUAAACGUCUAAACAUAUGCUCAAAAAAUAAAAUAUGUAGAGGAACUAUUAUAUUAUCUUGGUGUUCAUGGUCGAGUGUGAAUGUAAUCUGGUUGUAAAUGUACCCGAAGGGAAAUUAUCUUUAUUCUUGUUCAAUAAUAAACUCUUUUUGAAUUGCAAGUAAAAAUUUGAAUGCGA
Messenger RNA from Argentina anserina (silverweed cinquefoil), 1190 nucleotides. RefSeq names its product peroxidase P7-like. Gene Ontology annotation, biological process: response to oxidative stress; hydrogen peroxide catabolic process. The transcript is spliced from 3 exons. The coding region runs from base 48 to 1010 and encodes 320 amino acids. Gene Ontology annotation, molecular function: heme binding; peroxidase activity. The record is from RefSeq and is a predicted model, not a curated record. NCBI's taxonomy places the organism in Eukaryota, Viridiplantae, Streptophyta, Magnoliopsida, Rosales, Rosaceae.